AUGACUUGCAAAGCACCAGAUUAUAACUGCAAUGGAAAUGAUCCAGUACAGAUUCUGCAUGAGUGGUAUCAGCCAAGCAAAAUCCUCAUUGGUGGAAUAUUCACCCAUAUCUUCAUUCUUUUAUCCGAACUUUCUUUUCAGAUGCACCCUUCAGAGGAAGUAAUUAAUGCCGCAAUGAUGAUCCCAAAAUUCUACCAGCACAUCCUUGCCUUGGCAUUUGCCAUCCAUGAGAUCAAUGAGAUUCCCAACAUUCUGCCCAAUGCCACUCUUGGAUUCCGCAUUUAUGAUAACUACCACAAUGCAAGAAUGACUUACCGCACCACAUUGGAUCUGCUCUUCAAAUUACAUCAGUUUCUCCCAGGUUACAGAUGUGGCACCAAAACACAUCUAAUGGGAGUCAUUGGUGGACUUAGGUCUGAUACCUCUUCACAGAUGGCAGAUAUUUUAGGCCUUUACAAGAUUCCACAGGGUGUAAUUCCUAGUACUGACUCUGGCAUUGAAAAUUACCUGCAUAUAGAAUGCAUUUUAUCAUUUGGAUCAUUUCAACCAGCAGUGAAAGAUGAAACUGGUUUCCCUUCCUUGUAUCGUAUGGUCCCCAAUGAAGCCAUCCAGUACCAGGGAAUUCUUGAGUUACUUGUGCAUUUUAGAUGGAAAUGGAUUGGUCUGAUGACAUUUGAUGAUGAUGGUGGAGAACAUUUCAUGCAGACCAUGGAAUCAAUGUUUUCCAAGAAUGGAAUCUGUUCAGCAUUCACAAAUAAAGUUCCAGUCACUGUGCGUAUAUUUGAAAUGAGUGAUAUGAACAAAUACAUUAUGAACAGUAUUCCAGUUUUCAGAGACAGCAAAGCCAAUGCAGUUGUCAUAUAUGGAGAAAAUGCAAACAUUAGGUGGUUGGCUGCCAUUAUUUUGGGUAUAAAAGAAUCUCUUGGAGAAAUGACAUCAUUUGGAAAGGUAUGGAUCACUACAGCCCAGAUUGAUUUUGCACUCUUUAUGUUUCAAAGGACCUGGGAUAUCCAAAUGUUCCAUGGUGCUAUUUCCUUCACAUCUCUUUCCAAAGACAUUCCGGGUUUCCAAACAUUUCUUCAGACUGUAAGCCCUAAUCAAGUGAAAGGAAAUGGUUUUAUCAAAGACUUCUGGGAGCAAGCAUUUGACUGCUAUGUUCCAAAUUCUGAUGGAUCUACAGAUCUCCAUGAAACAUGUACUGGUGAGGAGAGUAUGCAGAACCUUCCUGGGCAGUUUUUUCAGAUGAGCAUGACAGGCCAUAGCUACAGUAUCUAUAAUGCUGUUUAUGCUGUGGCACAUGCUUUACAUAUCAUGUACAGAACUUAUUCCAACUACAGAAAAAUGAACAACAGAGACAAGCCAAAUUCUUGGCAAGUGGAACCCUGGCAGCUCCAUUCAUUGCUUAGGAAUAACCCAUUCAACAACAAUAUUGGAGAUGAAGUUAUGCUUAAUGAACAUGGAGAAUUAAUAGGUGGAUUUGAUUUAACAAACUUGGUAACUUUCCCAAAUAAUUCCUAUGUCCGAGUCAAAGUAGGAAGGCUGGACCCCCAGGCUGCUCCAGGCAAAGUGUUCACCAUUAAUGAGGAGAGAUUUGAGUGGCACAAAGACUUGUCUCAGAAGGCAUUUUCAAGUGCAAAACUUUCCAUUGUUGAAGAACAGGUGCCUCCCUUCUCCUUGUGCAAUGAGCAAUGCUAUCCUGGCUACAGAAGGAAAAAGAAGGAGGGAAACAAAUUUUGUUGCUAUGAUUGUUCUUCAUGUCCAGAAGAGAUGAUCUCGAAGCAGAAGGAUUUGGAUUACUGUACCAGAUGCCCAGAAGAACACUUUCCAAAUCACCGCAAAGAUGAGUGCAUUCCCAAGAUCCAAAGUUUCCUAUCUUUUGAAGAGCCAUUAGGUGUUACUUUAGCUUCUUUGUCUCUUCUCUUUUCUCUGAUCACAGCUCUGGUGCUUACAGUCUUCAUUAAGCAAAAGGACACUCCCAUUGUCAAAGCCAACAACCGAAACCUCACCUACCUUCUCCUCACUUCUCUCCUCCUCUGCUUCCUCUGUGCUUUGCUAUUCAUCGGACAACCCAAUAAGGUCACCUGCCUCCUCAGACAAACAGCUUUUGGCAUCAUCUUCUCCGUUGCUGUUUCUUCCAUUUUGGCUAAAACAAUUACAGUGGUUGUGGUUUUCAUGGCCUCUAAGCCAGGAAACAUUUUCCGGAAAUGGGUGGGGAAAAGAUUGGCACAUUCUAUUGUCUUGUGCAGCUCUCUUGUUCAAGUUGGAAUUUGUGCAGUUUGGUUGGCUUCUUUCCCCCCAUUUCCAGAUUUGGACAUGCAUUCAGUGUCUGGAGAAAUCAUAGUUGAAUGUAAUGAAGGGUCGGUCACCAUGUUCUACUGUGUCUUGGGUUACAUGGGUUUUCAGGCUACUGUCAGCUUCACUGUGGCUUUCCUAGCCAGGAAGUUGCCAGACAGUUUUAAUGAAGCCAAAUUCAUCACUUUCAGCAUGUUGGUCUUCUGUAGUGUUUGGGUCUCCUUUGUUCCUUCCUACCUCAGCACCAAGGGGAAAUACAUGGUGGCUGUGGAGAUCUUCUGCAUCUUGUCAUCCGGUGCAGGGUUACUGGUUUGCAUCUUUUCCCCUAAAUGCUACAUUAUUGUGUUCAGGCCUGAUUUGAACAAAAAGGAGCAGCUAAUAAGGAGAAUACAUUAA
Rhineura floridana is the source of this 2688-nucleotide messenger RNA. Its product is annotated as vomeronasal type-2 receptor 26-like. The record is from RefSeq and is a predicted model, not a curated record. Gene Ontology annotation, cellular component: membrane. Gene Ontology annotation, molecular function: G protein-coupled receptor activity. Gene Ontology annotation, biological process: G protein-coupled receptor signaling pathway. The transcript is spliced from 8 exons. Lineage: Eukaryota; Metazoa; Chordata; Lepidosauria; Squamata; Rhineuridae. The coding region runs from base 1 to 2688 and encodes 895 amino acids.